AAAACGGAGACAAAGAAUAAUAAAGAAAACAGAAAUUUCCAAAGAAACUGUGAAAGAAAACGGCCCAGAAGAACGCCGUCUCUGCAUAACCUAGCAUCCCCGGCCACUUCCGUCGGCCGUCGCUGCAUAUUCGUUCCGUUUGGCUCUCUCGCCCCAUCUUCAGUCUCCGACGACUGGUAGCUCGCCGCCGCCGCCCUAAGCCAGGUGCUGAGGUUUUCGUUGGUCUCUUAUCUGGCGAAGAGCAGCCACCAGGUACUCCCACCCCUUCUCUUCCCUUCCCUUCAUGCUGAUGACUGAAUAGGAAGGGUUACUGCAGCAGCAAGCUGGUAGUAUACAUACAUGUAUUAAGAAUAUACAAAGUUCGAUUUCUUUUUCUCUUUCCUAAAAGAUUAUUGGUGCAAUAUAUGAUGCCCCCCUGGUCUCUCUGUUCAUGUAUCUUCUGUUAGAUUAGAAGACUUGCCGACCUCCCGGGACUGACGCUGGUACGACAUGCAUAGGCACUUUAUAUAUAUUUUUUUUUUGUUGAAAAAUAUGAAUUUUGAUGAUCAAUGUGGGCAAGUCUUGUAUGUUUAAUAAUCAAUAUGGAGAUACGCACUUUCAUAUAUUGUGUUCAAAUUCACUGAUUUUGCCAGGAAUAAUUCAGUUGUCCAUAUAUAUUCACAGGAGGAGGGGUUUUUGGAUCAAUCGAAUCCAAGAUGGGGCACUGGAGGCGGUAUGUGUAUCUGCUUGUGAACAAUUUCAACCGGGCAACAUAUCCUCUGCGUCGCAUCAACGCGUCUAGCCUCUUCUCCUCAAGUAAUAAUAAUAAUACUAGUAUGAUGAAACCGGAGGAAGCUCGUCUGCCCAACCCUUUCAUCUCUUUCACCCCUCCACUCAGCAACUAUGGCAAUGGUAUACUGAAUUUCUUCUCAUUGUUUGGCCGAGGCAAGAAUAAGAGCCUCAUUGCUGGCGCAGACCAGCAAGGCUUCACCUUCCUGUAUGACCUCGACCAGCAUGCCAUCCACAAACAGGUCUUGCUUAACGAGCCCAAGAUUUACAACACCAUCUCAGUAGCGGCUGGCGACGCCCUGUAUGUCCUGGACAAGAGGCCACGCCCAGGCAGCUUCGAAGCCCUCAGGUAUGAGGUCCCCAUGGACCUGUCCCCCUCCCGGGACUGGCGCUGGUAUUGCCUCCAGCCGCCACCCUACGUGCUUGCGCCUGGCUACACCCCCAGUACUGCCAUCUCUGCAUACGCUGUGGUGAAUGACACUGAAAUCUGGACAUCCACACCUGGAUUUGGCACCUAUUCCUUCCAUACAGUGCGUGGCUCGUGGAGAAAGUCCGUCAACUGGGAGCUGCCCUUCCGUGGCCGCGCCGACUACUUCCCGGAGUACGGUCUGUGGCUAGGGUUCUCCUCGCGAGACGGCAUGCUCUGCUCAUCUGUUCUCAGGGCUGCCACCAAGCAAAGUGGACCGCAGUUGUUACACAAGGACUGGAAGGAUGUGCAGGCACAGGAGGGUUGGAUCUUGAUGGAGUCGUUCCUGGUACAUCUUGGGUAUGGCAAGUUUUGUGUGGCCAAAUUCUUCCAAACAGUAGACAGGGGAUCCUCAGAGGAACUUUGCCAGAUUGAGAGCUUCGUCGUGCUUACGGGAUUAACGCUGCAGCAGUGUGGAGCCAAUGGGGAGCUUCGCAUGAUCAGGCACAGAUCCCAGCUCUAUUACUUUCAGGCCAUGACCCACUGUUGGGCGUUUUGAGUUGUCGGUUCAAUGAAAAGUUCAGUUCUGAUUUCUGAAACGAAUUGAAAUGGGGUGUACAGUAUAGUUUUGGCUGCGUCUAGCAUUUUCUGAACCUUGGCAGCAACCAAAAACACAGUACCAGUGUAUUUUCUUUUGCAUUUGUGACCUGACUCUACUGGUCUAGCAUUUGUGAUCUCUAUCCUACAUGUGCACACAUAUCCAUCACUAAAUCUAAAGGUGAAAGG
This is a messenger RNA of Sorghum bicolor (sorghum), 1960 nucleotides long. RefSeq lists its product as uncharacterized. The transcript has a single exon. Bases 696 to 1733 code for a protein of 345 amino acids. NCBI's taxonomy places the organism in Eukaryota, Viridiplantae, Streptophyta, Magnoliopsida, Poales, Poaceae. The record is from RefSeq and is a predicted model, not a curated record.